Molecule: messenger RNA, 1149 nt
Organism: Thamnophis sirtalis
Lineage: Eukaryota; Metazoa; Chordata; Lepidosauria; Squamata; Natricidae
Source: RefSeq, a predicted model, not a curated record
GUGCUCCCGGGCAGCCUCCAUAUGCAUUUCCUACAGCUUAUGGAGCUCCAGCAACCUAUGGCCAACCUGCUGUUUGGAUGCCAGAACCACCUUCUAUUCCAAAUUGCCCUCCUGGAUUGGAAUAUUUAAGUCAGAUUGAUCAGGUAUUAAUCCAUCAGCAAAUUGAACUUCUGGAAAUUAUUACUGGCUUUGAGACUGCCAACAAAUAUGAAAUUAAAAAUGCUAUGGGGCAAAGGGUCUACUUUGCAGCUGAGGAAAACGACUGUUGCACUUUGAACUGCUGUGGACCAUCACGACCAUUUACAAUGAAAAUCAUGGACAAUAUGGGCCGGGAAGUCAUAAACCUCAUACGACCUUUGCGAUGCACCGGUUGCUGCUUUCCUUGCUGUUUACAGGAGCUUGAAGUUCAGGCUCCCCUAGGCACACCAGUUGGAUAUAUUAAACAGACCUGGCAUCCUUGUUUGCCAAAAUUUGUAAUACAGAAUGAAGCCCGGGAAGAUGUACUUAAAAUUGUUGGGCCCUGUGUAGUCUGCAGCUGUUGUUCAGAUAUUGAUUUUGAGGUAUUAUCUUUAGAUGAGAACAGUGUUGGAAAAAUUUCCAAGCAGUGGACUGGUUUCGUAAGGGAGGCUUUUACAGAUGCUGACAACUUUGGAAUCCAGUUUCCAAUGGAUCUUGAUGUGAAAAUGAAAGCUGUUAUGCUUGGAGCUUGCUUCCUUAUAGAUUUCAUGUUUUUUGAACAAUCAGGACAAAAGGGACAACAACGUUCUGGAGUCUGGUAACAGAGUACAGUCCUCAUUGUAGGAACUUAUAGUGAAGUAGUUUCAGCAUUUUUAUUUUCAGUGGAUGUCUCUUAUAAGAGAUUUUCAUUAAACAUUCUUUUUCUUUUGGCAUUAUACAAUAAUGCCAUAAUGCUUCUACAUAAGUAGGAUUUCAAAUUACUUUAAAAUUAUGAAGCUAUUUUAGAAUUAAUUGUUAUGUAUAACGACACAUUGAAAUGAUUAUAAGUGUUUAUAUUAAAUGUGAGGUCUUACCAUGCAUCCUCAACAUUUUUGUCAAAUAUUGUUAAUGUGAAUAUUAUACUUUGUACUGUAACUUGAAGUAAUAAUCAAAUUUAUAUUUUGUACAUAUAAAGUAAUUUUUUUAAAAUAA